AUGGUGAGCUAUCUACUGAGUUACUUAUAUAAGAUAGCUGUUACGUCUGUGGUUAUAUUCAUAUUUUUUAAUGGAUGUCUAACAAUCGCAAUUUAUCAGUUCUUUGUCACUACGAUAUAUCAUGCUAAUGCUGUUGAAAGACAAAUUCACCUUAAUAGGAGUAAGAAGAGUUUUAUCGUGCUUUUGGUGACUAUAUUAUGUCUGGUUGCACCCUCCUAUGUCAGUAUUACGACUGAAAACGCGUCGAUUCCUAAGGGUACAUUUAGGAAGGACUCAAGUUUACAGCGAAUCGUGUCUUCUUUGAAACGUAAUUCGGUAAUUAUCUGCAAUCACCAGCUAUAUACAGAUUGGAUAUUUUUAUGGUGGAUUGCUUAUACGUCAAGGUUGGCGGGGAAUGUUAUUAUUAUGUUGAAGAAGUCUCUGGAGUCUAUUCCUGUACUGGGGUAUGGUAUGAAAAACUACAAUUUUAUAUUUAUGAAUAGAAAGUGGGAGUUAGAUAAGGUGAAUUUAACCAAUACUCUACAAGAUUUGGAUAUGGAUUCUCGUGGUAUUGGUAAGCUGUCGGGUAAUGUGCCUUCUAACUUUACGCCUGAAGGAAUUGAGGAAUUCUCUAUUCCAAAGAGUGAAAGUGGAGAUGGACAGAUGAAAUGGCCAUAUGCAUUGAUUUUAUUUCCAGAGGGUACUAAUAUGAGCAAAAAUACGAGACUUAGAAGCGACCAGUAUGGUGCUAAGGUUAAUCGUAAACCAUUUUCAAAUGUUUUGUUGCCGCGUGUGACUGGAUUGAAAUUUGUUUUGCAAAAAUUAGUUCCAAGUUGUGAAUGUCUGUAUGAUGUUACUUUAGGUUACUCUGGGGUCACAAAAGGCACCUAUGGUGAGGAGAUAUAUAAUUUGAGAAACGUUUUUUUGAGAGGUAAAGCUCCAAAAUUGGUUUCUAUUCAUCUAAGGGCGUUUCAACUGUCAGAGAUUCCAUAUAAUGAUAGUGAACAAUUCGAGAAAUGGGUAUUUGAUGUCUGGGAGGAAAAGGAUAAGUUAUUAGACAGGUACUAUAAAAAGGGAUCGUUUGACUUAGACUCCGAAUUAAAUCAUACUGUUACUGGUUUAUGUCAGAUUGCUCCAUUAGAAGUUGCUGCGAUUUUGGUUGUUCCUUUAAUAGUAUCCAUGUUAACAUCGGCUAUGUUAACGAAAUUGGCACUUCUGUAUUUUGGAAGAAAUAAUAAGACAUAUUCCAACUACCUGUAG
Messenger RNA from Eremothecium cymbalariae DBVPG#7215, 1239 nucleotides. RefSeq names its product putative acyltransferase (gene CST26). Gene Ontology annotation, cellular component: endomembrane system. The record is from RefSeq and is a predicted model, not a curated record. The transcript has a single exon. Gene Ontology annotation, molecular function: acyltransferase activity. NCBI's taxonomy places the organism in Eukaryota, Fungi, Ascomycota, Saccharomycetes, Saccharomycetales, Saccharomycetaceae. The coding region runs from base 1 to 1239 and encodes 412 amino acids.